UGACAGGAGGCGGGAACCGCCGGGAACAGCGCGCUGCCCAAUGGGAGCCCGCCUUGUUGGCGUGUGGCGGGCGGCGGUGCCGGGCGGGCCCGGCUGCGGGACGUAGACCAGAGCCAGCUGAGCCACGUAGUGCCGUGCCAUGUUUCGCAAUGCCCUAGGAAAAACCUUUCGAUUUCUCGGGUAUGCUGUGCAGUAUGGCUGCGUAGCACACUGUGCCUUUGAGUACCUUGGAGGAAUUGUUGUGUGUUCUGGACCUUCAAUGGAGCCAACAAUUCAAAAUUCUGAUAUUGUCUUUUCGGAGAACCUUAGCCGACACUUUUAUUCCAUUCGGAAAGGAGAUAUUGUAAUUGUGAAAAGCCCGACUGACCCCAAAUCAAAUAUCUGUAAAAGAGUAAUUGGCUUGGAAGGGGAUAAAGUCUGCACAAGCAACCCUUCAGAUUUCCUUAAGACUCACAGUUUUGUGCCUAAAGGACACGUUUGGUUAGAAGGUGAUAAUCUGAGGAACUCUACAGAUUCCAGAUGCUAUGGACCUGUUCCUUAUGGACUGAUAAGAGGACGCAUUUGUUUUAAGGAGAGGGAGAUCGUACUGCAUGGACUUAUGGGCUAGCUUUUCAAGAGCUAGACUUCAAAUGAUAUGGCCUCUGAAUGACUUUGGAUUUCUACGUGCAAGCCCCAACGGCCAUAGAUUUCUUGAUGACUGAAAGAAUUAAAUGACUGUUGCCAGCUUGCAAAAUAUUUUCUACUGAAACUAAUGGAAUUAUUUUUGUUUAGAAUAAACACAAGUGUUGCUUGACAA
Tympanuchus pallidicinctus (lesser prairie-chicken) is the source of this 796-nucleotide messenger RNA. It is a transcript of the gene IMMP1L, whose product is annotated as inner mitochondrial membrane peptidase subunit 1. Gene Ontology annotation, cellular component: membrane; mitochondrial inner membrane peptidase complex. The coding region runs from base 140 to 607 and encodes 155 amino acids. The transcript has 7 exons. Lineage: Eukaryota; Metazoa; Chordata; Aves; Galliformes; Phasianidae. Gene Ontology annotation, molecular function: serine-type endopeptidase activity. The record is from RefSeq and is a predicted model, not a curated record.